AUGCUUCCCUUUAAACAAUUGAUGACAGGGCGCUAUGCAUUUGAAAGCCAGGUCACAUGUGCCGGGCCUGCAAACCUGAUUGGGAAAAGUUUGCUAACUGAUGUACAAGCAACCCCUGGAGAUCCAAACUGUCUGUCCUUCCAAAUCUGCAGUUGUGACUCCACAGAUUGUAACUGUAACCGUAGAGAUCUCACGAGUGUCCCCCAGAACUUGCCUACAAACAUCACUACCCUUAAUUUGCCUGACAAUGACAUCACUACUUUAAGUCAGUCUGAUUUCUCAAGGUAUAGAAGUUUGGAAAUAUUACGUCUUUCGUCCAACCAGAUCUCUAUGAUCAAUAACGGAACAUUUAACCACUUGACGAACUUAACCAUUCUGGUUCUUAUCCUCAACGAACUAACGACUCUUCCAUCUGAUAUCUUUGAGGGACUUAAUAACCUACAAUAUUUGUAUCUUUCCCAGAAUCAGAUAAACAGUCUCCCAGUUAACGUAUUUGAAGGACUUGUUAACCUGGACACGCUGUUCCUUAACACUAAUCAGUUGAGCAGCCUCCCAGUUGGCAUUUUUGAGGACCUUAAGAACCUGACGACUUUGCGUCUGAAUAAUAAUAGAUUGACUAGCCUUCCAGCUGACAUAUUUCCAGUACUGUCCUCCAUUGCAAAUGUGCACAUCAAUAACAACCCCUGGCAAUGUGACUGCAAGAUGCUUCGCAUUAAGCAAAUGAUGACAGGGAGUUUUGAAUUUGAAGGUCAGAUUACAUGUGCCGGGCCUGCUAGACUUAGUGGGAAAAACUUGCUGCGGGAAGUGCGAGUAAAUCGUGACAAGCCGAACUGCCUUUCUUCUAGCUCCGGCUCAAGGUCCUUGUUUCAGACAAAACAUGCAGUGCUGACUGUUCCCUUGGUCUGGCUACUUCUUGUCCAGAUGAUUAACUAGUAAAAUCCGCCUUAAUGGUCCACAAUCUUACAAGUACAAAUAAAACAGCAAAGCUUGUCCGCAAGUUGUCAUGAAUGAGAAUUACGCUAAAUCAGUAAGUAAACAAAACCAUAGCAAUUCUCCAGGGCAACAUAUACAAAACGAUAGGUUCUGCUGCAGUACCAAAGUCACACUCCAGGGGCCCAAAAUCGACCUUGAUCUUCGUCUUUCCAACCCCUAUCCAAAUUCCACAUAUUCAUUUACAGUCCAUCCAGGGUUCUAAAGUUAUGCUGACACUACUAAUAUCUGAAAGCGCAAAGUUCAACACAUCUAUUAGGCAGAUACUCACACAGAGAUACCAAAAACAAUAUGAGUAACUCCAUUUUUCAUGGAAGUGAAAAGGCCCACUUCCAAUAAGUAUGCGAUGCGAGUACCCAACUUUACUUAGUUUGAGACAACAGAGCGGAUCCAGGUUAUCAUGAAAAUAAAAAAGUCCCAAGUUCCACAAAUAUGAAAACAGCCACGUGAAAGCAGCUGCCAAAGAUGCUGCAACAGGUUUUCAUUAAUGAGAAUGGCAAUUGGCGAGUAGAUUGACCCGUC
This is a messenger RNA of Branchiostoma floridae (Florida lancelet), 1512 nucleotides long. RefSeq names its product slit homolog 2 protein-like. The transcript has a single exon. Gene Ontology annotation, molecular function: protein binding. NCBI's taxonomy places the organism in Eukaryota, Metazoa, Chordata, Leptocardii, Amphioxiformes, Branchiostomatidae. The record is from RefSeq and is a predicted model, not a curated record. Gene Ontology annotation, cellular component: extracellular matrix. Bases 1 to 933 code for a protein of 310 amino acids.